GAUUGUUUUCUUGAGAAAAAACAAACAGUCCCGCACCUUAUCUCAAUGUGAAAGAAGAGUGGAUGCUAGCAUUCAGCCCGAAGACCAUUCCGGGCAAAAUAAUGUAAUUUGCAUACGACAGGCACGCACUUCAUGAUCCAUGUAAAAGAUGAAAAGCAUGGUUUACACGACCACCUAUGUUAUAACAUUGCCAUGUUUUAUUAAUGGAAGAUGAUCUCACAGAGGGUAAGAUAGGGAAUUUUGAGGGAGGAACAAUCACCCUAAAUUUGGAAGAUGCCACUCAGUUGAUCCUCCAGCAGCAGGGGUUACAGGGGGGAGGCCUGCCCCCAGGGACCUACCAGAUCCUGACCCAGGACGGAAUUCAGAUCUCCGACAAUUCCCUGACUAUCACAGAUGAUGGCCUGGCACAGAUACUGGGUGUUGAAGGAUCACAAGAUCUCGGUGAGCAGUCAGCAACAAACAGUGUAGGGGAGGUAACUGGAGCUAAUGUUUUGGACACUACAGCUAUACAUAAUGGAUCAGGGGAAGUAAGUGAGGCUCAUGAAGACAGUGUAGUUCUAGAAGAAAACUCAUCAACAGCCACAGGAGGAGAAAACUCUCUGCAACAAAAUAAAACAGCUACUGGAGACAAGGGAGAAAAUGAAAAGGAGAAUACUGAACAACAAAAAACACUUAGUGUAAUUUCCUGGGAAACAAAAGAUUUCACCACUCCAAAAAGCUCAGAAAAAGUCCAGGAAAAUACAUCACAGAUUUUACUGGAAAAUAUCAAGAAAUCAGAAGAUUCAGCUGAAGAUUCAGAAGUUUCCACUAUUCAGCCAGCCACAGGUUCCACCAUUUGUUCUAAUCAGCCAAUCAAAGAUCUCCAUGUCAUCAUAGAACAAGAGGCUCCGCCCACCCCUGACACACCCACUUCUGGCGCAUCACUGGAUCUCUCCAAACCUAUUGAAGUGACCAAUGAGACGAUUGUUAUCAUUGAUGGGAAGAAGUGUGUCCUGUCAGCAAAUCCAGACACAGGACAGCUCUGUGCCUACCCAGUGUUACCCUCAGAAGGGAAAAGAAAGCGUGGAAGACCCCCAAAUUCCUCUCGGAGAAAUGUAGGAAUGAUACCAUCGGCAAAGAAGGCAAAGAAACGAGACCCAGUGUUAAUGGAGACUUUCAUGGAACAGACUAAUGCUGCAGAGGGGCUCUUAGAAUUAUCAAAUACAGGCCCAGAUGGAGUAAGAAGAAGUGGAAGAAGCCGAAAGAAAGCCAGACUUCUGGAUGAUUACGAGGUGGCGGAGGUCGGCAGUGAUGAAGAAGCUGUAAAGGUUAAGGAGGAGAAGGAGGAGGACGCAGAAUUCUCCCUCCCUGGAAUCAGGAAACUCAAGACAGAUCCUAAUGAGGUCAACCCUGUCGUCCUGACAACGACCAUGACCUCAAAAAACUUCAUGUCACCCACUGGAGCAGUGAAAAGAGGGAGGGGUCGUCCCAGAAGGUACCCUCCCCCAGGCCAGUCUAGUAUCCCCACCCAAAUCCCAGCUGUGAUUAUUCCAGGGGCAAAUGGCCCAACAAUAAUGAUGGCACCAGUGCAGGGGAUUUCAAACAUGAACGCUUUGGCAGAGCAGAUAAAAACCUUACCCACAAUUGUCACAAAAGUGGUGUCACCGGUAGCUCCUAAACCUACCACCAGUAGUAUAGUGACAGUCCAAAUGGGAGGCAAAGGGACACAGAGCACCCCGGAAAUAACUACAUCCUCCCCCGUCAUACAAACCUCUAUAGCGGAACAGAAGCCCGCAGUGACAGUGAUGGACACCAGUCUGUCUGUAGACCCGAAUCUGUCAACUAGCUCUGUGGGUAUGUCCACUAGCUCCAGCAUGGUGCUGUCCAAUAUUGUCACGUCUCAGUCCACCUCUAAUGCCGACACUCUGUCCCUCAGCCAGUCCAUGUCUGACAACAUGCCAUCGGAAACCCUGCCCACCGUCACCAUGGAGUCCGAUGAUCUAGACAACAAAGAUCAGAUUCCUAUAUCUAUGUCUGUGUCAGAAGAUGACACUCUGGAUUUAGAUGAAAGUGUUGAUUCCUCAGAACAAAUCAGUGAUGAAAAGGGAGACAACAUCAAGCAAGAUCCAGAGGAUUUGCCCAAAGCAGACAUUUUGAAACCUGUGGCUGACCCAGAUCAGCAGACGAUUAUUCGAAUUCCAGAAAAUCUAAUCCAGAUGUUUCUACCCAAGAAGGACCCAGUCAAACUGGGUCUAAAGUUAAAGUUCAAUGAUCAGGAGUUACAGAACAUGAAGUGUCCAAAAUGUGAUUUUCAGGCUUAUUACCCCCAGCAGUACCAAAGUCACAUUGCAACCCACCCCGAGGAAAUCCAGAAGUGCAAGUGUUGUAACUUCGUCUCGUUUGACCCAGAAAAUCUGCUAGCUCAUUUCAAGGAAAACCACCCAAGAUGUAUAUGUAAUGUGUGUAACUUUAUGGCAGAGCAUGCUUACAUUAUCAAACGUCACAUGAUGAGACACAAUAUGGAAGGUUGCACCUGUCACACCUGUGGUAAGGUUUACAAGGACCAGUACAUCUUGAAGAUGCAUGUAAAAAUGGUUCACAUGCCAGCUGAGGUGCUGUUUGAGUGUACAGUGUGUUCGAAGAAGUUUACUCGCAAAGCCCAUCUGAAACGUCAUCUACGUAUCCACGAGCCAGAAAAACCAUAUAAAUGUCCUCACUGUGACUACAGGGGUUGUGAAAAAUCAGAUAUAUCAAAGCACAUCUUAAUCCAUGAGGAACCCAAACAUGUGUGUGAUGUAUGUGGUAAGGCCUUCCGACACAUCAAAAACAAAGAACUCCAUCUCAAAAGACAUAAUGGACAGAAGGACUAUAAGUGUGGUGUGUGUGAAUUCUAUGGCUACACCUUCACGGACAUCAGGAAACAUAUAGAGAGGAAACAUUCCGACGUCAAAUCUCAUGUCUGUGAGAAGUGUGGAUCCAUCUUCAAAACGGAUUCUCUUCUCAAGGAACACUUAAAGAAUGGGUGUGAGAUGUUCAUGAUAGAGCAGGCUUUAGCUAUCGCCACGUCAACAGGGGGGACAAGCCAAGCCACCAUUCAGAUUCCAUCCAACUCAAUCUCAGCGGAUAACGAGUUCAUCUCUAAACCGGGAAACUCGGGGCCAGUCAACAUAACAGUAGAACAGGUCACGUUGGGAGAUACAAUCACUUUAUCAGAGGAGCAUCUCCAGGCAGGCCUGAGGGAUGGAACACUCAGUAUUCCAGACACCCAGGUCAUAGAGUCAGCGUCACUAGACGAAGGUCAGGUCGAGGUCAUCUCCCAUGGUCACAUCAUUGAGGAGGGACAGGUGAUUGAGUCUGGUGAUGGAGUGAUGUCAGAAGAAGAGGAGGAGCAUGAAGAAGAUGUGGAGGAGGAGGAAAUGAUUGCUAUGGAUCACUUGUCUGGCUCUGUAGUAGAGGAGGAGGAUCUAUCAGUAGGGGAGGGGCUUAAUAUGCAAAUGACUUGAUGAAGAUGUAAAGGAGGAGGGAAUGAUUGCUAGGAUCACUUGUCUGGCUCUGUAGUAGAGGAGGAGGAUCUAUCAGUAGGGGAGGGGCUUAAUAUGCAAAUGACUUGAUGAAGAUGUAGAGGAGGAGGGAAUGAUUGCUAUGGAUCACUUGUCUGGCUCUAUAGUAGAGGAGGAGGAUCUGUCAGUAGGGGAGGGGCUUGAUAUGCAAAUGACUUGAUCAAGCAUAAUGUUGUAAGGAAAGAUUUUGUUAUGAUUGCAUUGAAGAGAUGGGAUCAUUUGGCUAGUAGCUAGGUGAUACAUGUACCCAUUCUGUAGCUGUAACAAUAAACAUUGGAAGAUUUUUUCAAUGAUAUUAAUGGCUUGUUAUGCAAAUUAGCUAUUGAGAAAGAAGAUCAUGCAAGCUAGUACUCACCAUGACAUUGCAAAGUACUUUCACCUCCUGUUAUAUAAUUUGAAAUGAACACAUGAUAUUUCACUGUUUAGUUACAAAGGCUAUAACAACAUUGAAAUUAAAAUAAUGGUCACUAGUGUAGAGUGUCUUAUAAAAAUAGAAAGUACUGCUUUUAAGUGAUUAGAAGUCAGGGGCAAGAAUGGACAUGAAUCCCUUAAGGAAGUGUUGAUGGAACAUGGCAUGUGAUGUGUUAGUCCCAGAACACCUUGCAUCUUGGCAAGAUGUUGAGUAUGGUACUUCUUUAGAUAAGUAGGGGGCAAUUGGCAGAGCUCAAAGGAUGAUAGUGUAGGAUACUUUAAUAAAGUAACAAGGAGCAUCUUGGAAAGGCUGUGAGUUUUUAUAAAGGAUGUGUUAUGGGAAGGGUCUGUUUGGGAUGGCCUGAGCUUAGGGUAUUUUUUUCUGAGUUCUAAGAGUGUCACCUUACUAGACUUAUGGGUAGCUCUUUGGAGAAGAUGGGGUGUGUCUUAGCAAUGCUUGAAAUAGUUUUGUAGAGUUGUAUAAAAUAUCUUAAUGUUGGAUAGAGUGGUAUGGAAGUGGCCUAUUACAGAAUAAGACGAGGAGAUAAAUGUAUUUGAUACUGCAUGUAUUAAUUAAAUACUUUAUUUACAUGUAAUAUUGAAAAAAAGCAGAAAUAAGUCAGAGGAACCCCUUGGUAUAUGACAACAAAUGUUGUCUUUCAUUGAUAUUAUGAAAAGUAUACAAGUUUUUGCAAAAGAAGUAUUUCAUACCUAUUGUUAUAAGAAGUCUAUAAAAAAAGGAAUGAUAUUCAGUAAAAUAUUGUCAAAUGGCAUGUUAUAACCAGAAAUGCUGGUAUUCUGCAGUUUUUAUGCAGUGUCUUAAAAGAAAGUGUUUUGUGCUAUUUUCUGGUUGUGAAUGAUAUGUAUGUAUAAUGCUUUAACUCAUUUUUUGUAGUCAUUAUUAUGUGUGUCUGUGAUAUUCCAUUUGAAGUAGUCAUUUGUAUUAAUUCUUUGAAAUUGAUGAAUAAUUUGAAAAUGCUCAGGAAUAUACUAUUUGUAUAUUUUUCAAUGUUUGCAAAAACUCCUCAACAU
Molecule: messenger RNA, 4982 nt
Organism: Saccostrea cuccullata (small rock oyster)
Lineage: Eukaryota; Metazoa; Mollusca; Bivalvia; Ostreida; Ostreidae
Exons: 19
Coding region: 204-3482 (1092 amino acids)
Biological process (GO): regulation of DNA-templated transcription
Molecular function (GO): RNA polymerase II cis-regulatory region sequence-specific DNA binding; DNA-binding transcription factor activity, RNA polymerase II-specific
Source: RefSeq, a predicted model, not a curated record